Molecule: messenger RNA, 942 nt
Organism: Paramecium octaurelia
Lineage: Eukaryota; Ciliophora; Oligohymenophorea; Peniculida; Parameciidae
Source: the annotation of a GenBank genome assembly
AUGUAUUAAAAACAUUCUCAGGAUUUAGUAAUAUGCAAAGAUAAUAGAAGUACACAGAGUGCUCAUAAGUGUAGAGGUGGAGAUUCACCUCAUAAAUUAUAUCAAAAUCUGACACAUAAGAAUUCUAACCAAUCCAAAGACAUUCAUCUCCUUCAAAGUUUUUCAUCAUUUCCUAAUAUUAGACAAUCAAAUGAGACCAACAAAUUAUUUGCAAACUUCAAUUGAUGUUCAUGAUUUGAAUAGGUCUUAAAAGGCCAGACACUCUCAUCAAAGAAUUAAAACAGAAAUUGACAGAUCGAUAGACUUGAAUAAGAGAAUCUACCCAAAAGUUCUCUCUGUAUUACUACGUAAAUUAAUCUGAUCUCAAGUUAGAUAAGAUCGAAAUCCCAAGAAACAAUUAGAAUACUCUAGAUAAGAUUUCAACAAGUAAAGCUAAUAGACUCAGAACAAUUAAAUUAAAUUAAGGAAGGUUUUUUAUUGAUAAAAUAUAUAGUAUAAAGAGAUAUCUAGGAUAGCCACAAUAAAUACUUCUUCAAACCUGAUAUAAAACCAUAAUUAUCAAUUAAAGCUAAUAAUUAUCUAAGUAUUUAAAUCCUACAUUAUAGAAAUUAAUCCUUAAGCCAACUUUCAGGACUCCACUUUGGAUGACCUCUCUCAAAUACAUCAUUAGCAAAAUAAGCUAAAUGAUAUAAGAAGGAACACAAAUCCUAACCAAUUAAAGAAAUCAUUAUUUUAAUAAAUAUAAGAUUUUAAUUUAAUUAGAUUUGAGUAUGAAAAAUGUAAUUUUAUAAUCAUAGUUAAAUUCAUUUAGCUAAGGAAGAAGACUAUAUGAAGUUUUCCUUUGGGUUUCAAUACAAUCAAGCAAGAUCUACUAAAAAGUUUCCAAAAGAUGUAUUUUACAAUGAUGUAAGGAAAGCCAAAAAGAAUUUAUCUAUGUAAUGA